Triticum aestivum (bread wheat) is the source of this 3625-nucleotide messenger RNA. Its product is annotated as leucine-rich repeat receptor protein kinase HPCA1. Gene Ontology annotation, molecular function: protein kinase activity; ATP binding; carbohydrate binding. The record is from RefSeq and is a predicted model, not a curated record. Gene Ontology annotation, biological process: protein phosphorylation. The transcript is spliced from 16 exons. NCBI's taxonomy places the organism in Eukaryota, Viridiplantae, Streptophyta, Magnoliopsida, Poales, Poaceae. Bases 842 to 2902 code for a protein of 686 amino acids.
UAAAAUUUGGGUUGACUCUUCUCCUUUUCCGUCGGGAAAGACGAUGUUUCGAGGAAACGCUCAUCCCGUUCUGUCUCCGGCUGCUCAUAUAUAGUAGAGCUUUGCAGCUUGGUGAGCUCAGAAUUCUCUCCAUUUCUCCAACACCAAGUCUCUCUCUCUCUCCUCCGCCCCCUCCAUCAACAAUUGUGCUUCCUGUGCUCCAGCUCCCGCUGGGCUCACAGUCGGGCGCGCUUUGUGUGCUCGAGCUCCACCGUACAAGUCUUAAGAGAGGUACAAAGUCGACGUUCUUCAGAGACAAAUUGACAUGGCGAACAAUUUACAUCAUGUUGUAAGUGCAAUGCCAGAGGCCAUUUCGUAUACAUUGUUAAAAGAAAUUACAAAGAACUUUUCAGAUGAGCUAAAAAUUGGUGAAGGUGGCUUUGGAAAAGUCUACAAGGCAAUAUAUAAUGAAGAAGAAAUUGCUGUGAAAAGGCUUUUUCUGAUAUCGGGCCUUGUUGAUGAGACAAAAUUUAACAAUGAACUUCUUAAUCUUGUGUGUGUCCAACAUCAAAAUAUUGUCAAGUUAGUUGGCUACUGUUAUGCAAUACAACGUCAAGUUACUGAAUACAAUGGAAAACAAACUUUUGCUGAUGUGGAUGAGAGAGUUCUUUGCUUUGAGUAAUUUCCCAGUGGGAGCCUCAAGAAGCAUCUCUCUGAUGAAUCACGUGAACUUAAUUGGUACAGACGUUACAAAAUAAUUGUCGGGAUUUGUGAGGGUCUAAAUUUCCUUCACAAUGGAUCUGAAAGAGAAAUUUACCAUCUUGAUUUAAAGCCUGCAAACAUAUUGUUGGAUGAGAACUGGAUGCCGAAAAUUUGUGACUUUGGUCUGUCAAGACUCAUUAAUGAUUCAAUAAGAAGCUUUAACACAGAACAUCUUUGUGGAUCACAUCCCUUCAUGCCACCAGAAUACAUAGAGACUGGCGGAAUCUCUAAGAAGCAUGAUGUAUUCAGCUUAGGCGUCACAAUCAUACAAAUAAUUGCAGGACCUAACGGCUAUGGCGAAUAUGUAGACAUGCCUUUCAAUAGAUUUGCAGAACUUGCACUCUUGAACUGGAGGGGAAGGAUAGAGGGAACAUCAAAGCACGUGGAAGAAUACUGCCAGCAAGUCAAGAAAUGUAUCACAAUUGCAUCAGCUUGCGUGGGACAUGACAAAGACAAAAGGCCAACUAUAGGGUCUACGUUGGAACAACUACAAGCCAUAACUCAUAGAACAGUAGAAGAAGAAGAAAGAGAAGGAGAACAGGAGCAGUUGGAACAGAUAGAAACCACGAUUGACAGAACAAUAGAAGAAGAAGAAAGAGAAGGAGAACAGGAGCAAAAGAAUUUUCAAGUUGUUAAGUAUGGGCCUUGGGGUGGAAAUGGCGGAACUGCCCAUGACAUCGGGGCAGCAUCUUCCCUCCGUCUCAAAAGUGUGACAAUUCGUUAUGGCGAUAUCAUUGAUUCACUUACGUUUUCAUAUAGCGAUCACAGUGGGUAUGUGCACACCGUUGGCCCAUGGGGUGGUACUGGUGGUGCGAACAAAUAUACGAUCAAUCUUGAUCCAACAGAUUUUGUGAAAGAAAUUUCUGGCAAAUUUGGUCCAUAUCCCUUAUCACAUUCCAAUGUCAUAACAUCUCUCAAGCUGGUAACCCAUGAGGAUACAUAUGGCCCUUUUGGAUUUGUAGAAGGAACUCCUUUUUGCGGCACAUUGGAAAGCGGAUGGGCUAUAGUUGGCUUCUUUGCACGUGCGGAGAGGUAUGUUCAUAAAAUUGGUGUGUAUGCCAGACCUUUGACGCUUGAUGCAGAAGGACUGACAGUGGCCACAACACCCGGCACCUCCGGUGCAACCACAAAAGAAGAAAAUGGUCAAGAAGGUGAUUCAACAGUCAGAGACUGUGACAUGGCUAGCAAAUUGCAAAAUAUAACAAGUCUAACGCUCCGAGUAUUACAAGAAAUCACAGAUAAUUUCUCCGAGAAGAGGAAAAUUGGUCAAGGCACGUAUGGAAAGGUCUAUGUGGCAGAGCUUGAAAAUGGAAAAGAAAUUGCUGUGAAGGUGCUUUACAAUAACAUGCCAAAGAUUGAUGAUGAACAAUUCCAAAGUGAGUUCGAAAACCUUAUGAGGCUCGAGCAUCACAACAUUGUAAGGUUAGUUGCCUAUUGCUAUGAAACACAACAUCAACCUAUGCAGUACGGGGGAAGAACAGUUUUUGCUGAAAGGACAUACAGAGCGCUCUGCUUUGAGUAUAUGCAAAAUGGAAGCCUUGAAAAACACCUUUCUGACGAAGGUGAUAGACUUGACUGGCAUACAUGUUACAAAAUUAUCAAGGGUACAUGGAAGGGUUUAAAGCACCUUCAUGAAGGAUUCGAUCAACCAAUUUACCAUUUGGACCUAAAACCAAGUAACAUAUUGUUAGACAAGAACAUGGUGCCAAAGCUUGCGGAUUUUGGUUUGUCCAGGCUCUUCGGUGAUAAACAAACCAUAAUCACACAAACUCCUAUAGGAACAAUUGGAUAUGUGCCGAUGGAAUUCUUACAUGGAAACAUCGUGUCGAACAAGUUUGACAUAUUCAGCUUGGGUGUUGUAAUGAUAAAAAUAAUUGCAGGCAAUGGAGGCCAUUCUAGAAGUGUCGAAAUGCCUCUCCGUGAGUCUUUUGAUAUGGUACGAGAAAAGUGGAGGGGUAGGAUGCUGGAAACAUGUCUAGCUUCAAAGCCACUGGAAGCAUAUUGCAAACAAGUUAAUGUAUGCACUGAGAUUGCACUAAGUUGCAUGGAUAUUGAUAGACACAAAAGGCCAAAUAUAUCGGAUAUAAUCAAUCAACUGAAUGGCACCGAAGAUGUGGUCAACAAGGCAUUUUCGUCGAGCAUUCCCACAAGCAUGUCAUGACUGUGGUCAUGAACAAGCCUGGCCCAAACUUCAUUGUUAAGCUCAAACUCGUUGAGGGCACGAGGAUGCUUGUCACCAUCGGCGGCCAAUACCAUAUGCGGCAUAUCAACAAACCUAGACCUUGAUGAGGAUUACUUUGUCAACCAAAUAUCAAACAAGGAUCAUGGGUUUGUUAGAUUGAACUACUACCCUCCAUGCCCGAGACCUGGCCUAGUUUCGGGCAUGAGGCCUCACUCAGAUGGUGGUCUCCUUACCAUGCAUCCUUUUUGUCGACCACGAUGUCGGUGGCUUACAAGUUGAGAGAGAUGGGAAAUGGUACAGUGUUCAAACCAAGCCUUAUUAGUUCGUGAUUAACUCAGCUGAAUGCAUGGAGACAAUGUUUAACGGAAUCUCCUGGAGCCCAGUCCACAUGUGGUGACGAAUGCCGUGAAGGAGUGGCUUUCCAUGACCGUGUUCUAUGCCAUGGAUGGGGAAACGGUGCUGGAGCCAGCGCCUGGUAUGUUGGAUGACAACCAAACCACCAAGAUAUGGGAAAUUCAAGGCCAAGGAUUUCGGUCUUUCUUUCGACUGGACGUUUCUGUCAAGGGAUUCAGUGGUCAUUAUUUUUUUUAUUUUAUUUUUUUGUGUUGAAUUCAGUGGUCAUUAUAUGUGGAAUUACUCUUUGCUUCAAAACACAUACAGUUGUUUGUAUAAAUAUGAUGCUUGGAUGUUACGGAAGAUCAA